Cherax quadricarinatus is the source of this 4460-nucleotide messenger RNA. Its product is annotated as glycosyltransferase 8 domain-containing protein 1. Gene Ontology annotation, cellular component: Golgi apparatus. The record is from RefSeq and is a predicted model, not a curated record. Gene Ontology annotation, molecular function: glycosyltransferase activity. Lineage: Eukaryota; Metazoa; Arthropoda; Malacostraca; Decapoda; Parastacidae.
UCGAUUAGAGAAAGGAUUGUAUUCAGAUUGUAAACUGACUUUUUCUCUAUAUGGUAGCCAAGGCUUAUAGUAGAUGGUCAAGAGGAAGGCGAGGUCAGGGUCAGCCGCACACUCGAACGAGUUACAUGUGGCCGCCUCAGUGCCAUCAAGUGUUACUGCUACCAGUAAUUAUUAAUAAUUAACGCUACAAACUAUGGCGCACACGAAGCUGAAAGUCUGUGUGGUGGUGACUGGGGUUGGUUGGACCGUACUGCUUGUGUAUGUUAUGUCUUCCCUAAAAUGGCAGCCUGGAGACAUUACUGAUACUCAGCGGAGGUCUGCACAUACCAGUCUAGCAGACAAUGUUCCUUUGGCUAGGGCAGCCAAAAGUCAUGUGUUGCUUGGUGAACUCAUUGAAGCAGCCAAGAUGAACAGUGGAAAUCAGUCCAAAGUUAAUACAUUGUCAUCAGUUACUAGCAAUGUUAGCAGCACACAAAACUCAGGUAAAACUGUGAAAAUUGUGAUCUCUGGAAAUGCUGAUACACUUAUUGGAGUUACUUCAGCCAUGAACAGUGUUGUGUCAAACACAAAAUCAUCUGUCCGUUUUUAUAUAACAUUGCCAAAGAUUGUCAUCCCAGAUUUCAGGAAAUGGGUGCUACAGACAAAGUUGCACAGGGUCAACUACACCAUACGUCCACAUGAUCCUCAGAUGCCUAAAGGAAAGCCACACUUUGCCAAAAUAUAUCUUCAGUCAAUCUUCCCAGAUUUGGAUGGGAGAUUUAUUUACCUUGAUUCUGAUGUAAUUGUUCAAGGUGAUGUGAGUGAGCUGAUUGACGUAGAUAUAAGAAGUUCUCAUUUGGGCGCUUUCUCAGAGGAAUGUAAUUCAGGCUCUAAACGGUUCAAUUUGGCAAAACCUCGAUACUCGACACACAUCAACCUACAGCACCCCAAGCUGAGAGGUUUCAAGAUUAAACCGAAAUCGUGUACCUUCAAUACAGAUGUCUUUGUGGCAGACAUGAAUGUUUGGAAAAGCUCAAAUGUUUCCCUUUUGUUAAUGGACUGGGUAAACAGUAGUAAAAAUGACCCCAUCUAUGGAUUGGAACCAGAGGCUGAUGAGGCUGAGGCUGCAAUGCUAAUCGUUAUGUACAACCGUGUAUCCCCUCUUCCACAGCUAUGGCAUGUGGGGGACCUGGGAGCGACAUCAGGUGGAGGCUAUUCAAAACAAUUUAUUAAAAAAGCCAAAUUACUGCAUUGGAAUGGUCAUUUCAAACCUUGGUCUCGUCGAACUGCCUUUGUGGAGUCUUGGACUAGAUAUUAUAUUCCUGAUCCUGACAAGAAGCACAGGCCUGUUAAAACAUUUGCUUAGGGAACCAAAGAAUCAUUAGACUAUGAAUUAGUUUUCACAGUUAUGCAUUACUAGUAUGUAAGAAUGGUGCUUUGCAUGUAUAUGAAAUAUGAGAUAGUUUUGCAGUACAAUUCUGUACAGUGGUACCUUGACUUAUGAGUUUAAUCCAUUCCGUGACCUAGCUCAUAAAUCAGUUUGCUCAUACAGUAAAUCAAAUCAGUGUUUCUCGUUUAAAUUAAUUGAAAUGUCUUUAAUCUGUUUCAGCGGAAUUCCUGCUCUUGGGAGGCAGAAGAAAAUACUUCAGUAUAAUGCUAAUAUCAACUCUAUGGCUUAUUUAUCUAUCACAGUUGAUCUAAUAAACAAUUAAAUUAACAUAGAAACAUGAUAUACACUCUAGAAUUAAUAAAAUGUCAUGUGACGAGUGGUGUCGGCCACUCCCGAGGUAAAAAUAAUCGCUCUGACCAUAUCUUCCCAUGCUUCCCCUUCUGAAGUCUUAUUAUAAGAAGAAAUGGAGUGUUUGUGAGGCUAACUGCACUAGAUUACUAGUUUUAUAAGGAAAACACUGAAACAGUGUACACCUACCAUCCGACUUACGACCUGCUCGACAUACGACCAUUCGACUUACGACCGUAUUUUUUAUGCCAAAUUUCUGGGAAAUAAACAACUGUCUGUGUUGUACAGUGUUUAUCCUAAACCAUACAAUAUAAAAUACAGUACUAACAGCAUAAAAAGUAAAGUAAAACAUGAAAUACCAAAAUAAAACGAUACAAUAAAGUCAUUACAAAAAUGUGAUGUUAAUAUUCAGUAGCAAAGCUCGACUUAAGUCCAUUUCGACUUACGACCGGUUUCUCGGAACUGAACUCAGUCGUAAGUCGGAUGGUACCUGUAUUUAUAAAUAAGAAAUAUUUUAUAAAAACAUAAAACAAUAGAGAAUGUAAAGGAAUAAACUGGUUUUAUAAAGUGUACGUAUUUACUUUGGAGAACAGAUGCUGGCGGAAGGGAGGGUGGAAAAGAUAUGCAGAGCGGUGUAUGCUGUCAGUGGCCCUAUAAACCCCAACAACAACAACAAAGAUAGGCAGAGGAGACUGGAGGAGUUCAUUUCAUUUUGUGCUUUUUUUCUAUUGCUUAAUCGCUUAACCCUUAAAUGGUCCAAACGUAUAUAUACGUUUUUUCAACAUCUGAAAGUAUGUAAAAAAAUGUAGAUCUUCUUUUUUGUUUUGCAUUUGAAAAUGUGUAAAAAAAAACUUUUAUCUAAAUUUUUUUUUUGUUAUAUUUGAAAAUAUGUAAAAAAAAGUAGAUCUACUUUUGUGGCACUACGAAUUUGAACGCCGAUCUGUUUGGACCGGUUAAGGGUUAACUUACGUGCUACACUCUUAAUGCUACACUUUAUCAGUGAACUUAAUUGCUACAAUUUGUUUUUUAUUUUUUUCACUUCAUUGGACGAGUUUGUUCUGCUUUAGUAUGGUACAUAUUGUAGAAAUACUACUUUGCUGGUACUGCCUCGCCAACUCCACUACCCGCACACCUCACUCGUGUUUUUUCUAUGAUUUCAUGCUUUAAUUCAAUGGACAUCAUCCUCAUUCUUCUUAGUACUGUCCUUUGCACUUACUUUCUUAGGACCCAUAGUUAUAAAAAAGAAAUUUGGCAAAAUAACUGCACAAAAGGCAAGCACAACACAAGAGAGAUGCAUUCACGGCGAGGUAAACACGUGCACUGCUGAGCAGAUGUUGUGGCAUUCGCUGCACCAACUAGUGGCGGUGUAUCUGAAGCUCGCUCGUAACUCGGAUAUUGGCUUGUAACUCAGAGCAAAAAAUCAACCAAGCGACGACUUGUAACUCGAAAAACUCGUAUGUUGGGGCACUUGUCAGUCGAGGUUCCACUGUACUUGAUAUAAUACAGUUAAAUAUCACUCAAUACUGUAUUAGUUGCUUGGCUAAGUAUUCAUGUGAAAAUUUGCUCCUUUAAUAAAAAUGCUUUUAAACCAUUGUAGAUAUGACUCCAUACCUCAGUCAUUGUGUAGCAAGAGAUUUUACUAUACCUGUUUAUUAUAAUAAUAAUAGCGUAUAUAAAAAAAUUGUUGGAGUGUGAGCAAAGUAACAUUUAUGAAGGGAUUCAGGGAAACCAGCAGGCCGGACUUGAGUCCUUGAGAUGGGAAGCACAGUGCCUGCACUCUGAAGGAAGGGUGUUAAUGUUGCAGCUUAAAAUCUGUAGUGUAAAGCACCUUUUUGGCAAGACAGCGAUGGAGUAAAUGAUGGUGAAAGUUUUUCUUUUUCGGGCCACCCUGCCUUGAUGGGAAUCGGCCAGUGUGUUAAUAAAAAAUAUAAAAAAAUUAAUUAUUUUAUGGCUUCUUAAUUUUAUAGUAAGCACUGUUAGACUUAAGUGUUUUGUGAAGAGUUUUACAUUGUCAUUUUCUAAGUCCAAGACAAAGGUAAAACAAAAUAUACAACACUUAAUGUGUUUAGGAACUCCAUGCAGGUAAAAAGCACUGAAAAAUGGUACUCACUACCUAAAGAUGCAAAAGAAAAGUUCUCAGUCUGCCAUAUGCUUCAAAACUCUUGUUAAAAGAUGCCUUAUUACCCUUAUGUGAUUACUGCUUUGAUUGUUAAUGACUUGUUCAUAUCAAAUGUGAUAUUGUUGCCAUACAAUUAUUAAUGGAAUUAACAUUGUCAAUUCAGUUUAGGUUGUUGUUGCUUAGUAUUAACUGUUAAACUUACUAGUAUUAUUCAAGCAAACAAACUUAUUCUAUUCAUUGUAGUUUCUAGUCUUAGGUUUAAGGUAUAACCAUUGUAUUCCUAAAAUGCUUUGCAUAAUCAGUGACUUUCAAUUAAGCUUGAAAUCCAUGCCCCUUUUUUUUUUUUUUUUGUAGCAAUUUUAUCCAUUGCAAGCUUUUUGGAGAUAAAGACUUGUAUGUAUUUGUAUCAUGAAUAAUAUACUGUACUACAUAUGCAACAUGGAAUUAUAUUAUUUAGGUAUAACAGUGCUAAGGUGCUCUAUUAAUCAUUAUUGUCAAUGCUUUCUAAACCAAAGAAUGAAUAGUUUUAUGUUUUUCUGUGUCUAAUAAGCUACGUAUUUUCAUUAUUUCUACUGUAAUGUUAUAUAUAAAAAAUCCCAAAAUAUCACUUUACCUAGUAGCUGA